AAACUUUGUGCGGAGAUUGGAAAGUUCUUGUGCACACCAAGACUUUCGAAAAGCUAACGUACGACAAUGCCCUGGAUGCAUGCCGCAAGAACGUCGGGUUUUUCCUGCCAAGCGAGGCACUAUGGAAUAGCGUAUUGAUGGAAAUGAAGACUGGCACUGGUGAAUGCAGAGAGCUUGCCGCAACAUUUGACCAAAUCCCUCUCUGGUUCACACGGCAUGGGAAAGAAAGAGACAGAGCGCUGUUUUCAUCAAUUUGCGUUGGAGCACGUCUGCCAGGUGGCGCAGUCUCCAGCCGCGGCAUUCGCCGAGACGAAGGUGUCAACUACAUUGAGGAGAGCAGUCAUGUGAAGUGUCUAGAUGGCUACCGGACAUCAUUGCGUGAGAGCAUACCCGCCAAGCCAUAUAAGGGUAUCUGGCAGAACACUGCUGGUUGCUACAAGUAUGUGAAUGAAAUCAGUAGAAGCACCAAACUCGCUCCAAUAAAAGAAGAUGGAUAUCAGCUUGAUUACCAACGCGAGCCUCAUUUGCGCUGUGGGCCCACAUUCACAACACCACGCCGUGAGUGUUGGCCAAGAGCACAGCGUGGAGAGUUGGACGGUUCAGAUUAUUUUGAAAUGGCCAAGUUUGUCGCUAGUACCGCUGAGCCUCAUUUGGCCAGUUUGCUCACUGGCUGUUGA
This is a messenger RNA of Sycon ciliatum, 677 nucleotides long. RefSeq lists its product as uncharacterized. The record is from RefSeq and is a predicted model, not a curated record. Bases 138 to 677 code for a protein of 179 amino acids. The transcript is spliced from 4 exons. Lineage: Eukaryota; Metazoa; Porifera; Calcarea; Leucosolenida; Sycettidae.